Messenger RNA from Lactuca saligna, 609 nucleotides. Lineage: Eukaryota; Viridiplantae; Streptophyta; Magnoliopsida; Asterales; Asteraceae. The record is from the annotation of a GenBank genome assembly.
AUGUUCAUCAACAAACCACUAAUCUAUUUUGAUCCAGAUAAAAAGGAGAUAAUGUACGCCGAUUUCAAGGAGAUGGGGUAUGAUGAAUUCAUUGCUCACCUCAACGUGAUUACUAGAAGAAUGUGCAAAGAUGUAUAUUAUUGUCCAGAUGGGCAAACAUUGUGUCAAGGAUUGGCCGCAUUGCAUAACGAAUGUGAUUACCACGAAUUUCAUGAGUGUCUCCAUGAGAAAAAGAAAGUAAAUGUGUAUGUGGACCAUAUGCAUGAACCCCUGUUCGACUGGAUUGAAAUGGAAGAGCCUAAAAUUGAAGAUGAUAUCAACUCCAAAGCAGAUGAAGAUGUUGAUUCAAUGUUAAUAAAUAAAGACUGCUGGGAACACGAGGUGGAUGAUGAGGAUUUUUCAAUGAAAAGGGCAACAACAACUAUUCAGAAUAAAGACAGGUUUUCGAACAAACUUUGUCCAAAUGUUGAAGAGGAAGAAGAUUCUAAUGUUGAGCAACUACCACCUGUAUACCCUGUGCACAAUUCUGAGCAACAAUGGGAUGAAAUGGCACCUGUGUUAGGUAUGAAAUUCACCAAUCCUACUGAACUUAAACAUUGUCGCUGUUAA